AUGCCGCCGCUGACGAGGGCCGGCUCCUCCAUCCAGCUGGCCUGGCUGGCUCCAACUCCAAACCCGGGUGGCCCAGGGGGGAGGGGCCAAGGGGCAAGGAGCCACAAGUCUUUCCGCACGAAGCAGAAGCUCGCCAAGGCGAAGAAGCAGAACCGCCCUAUCCCCCAGUGGAUUCGCCUCCGAACGGACAACACCAUCCGCUACAACGCGAAGCGGAGGCACUGGCGCAAGACCCGUCUCGGCAUCUAA
Molecule: messenger RNA, 249 nt
Organism: Diaporthe batatas
Lineage: Eukaryota; Fungi; Ascomycota; Sordariomycetes; Diaporthales; Diaporthaceae
Exons: 3
Coding region: 1-249 (82 amino acids)
Biological process (GO): translation
Cellular component (GO): cytosolic large ribosomal subunit; ribosome
Molecular function (GO): structural constituent of ribosome
Source: RefSeq, a predicted model, not a curated record